AUGGUAUUGACUACCGAUACCAAAUUUUCAGAAAUUUAUGAUAUUAUUAAAGGUGAUUCAGUGCAAGGUGAAUCAGUUUUAAUUUUAGUUGCAAGAGAUUGUGAUUCAAUAGCAGCCUGUAAAAUAUUAACAGAAAUUUUAAAAUCAGAUUUAAUAGCAUAUAAUAUUAAAGCAGUAUCAGGAUAUGAAGAUUUAGAGAAUGUAAAUUCAACACUUUUAGAGAAUGAAGAGAUUAAAUCUAUUAUAAUGAUCAAUUGUGGUGGUAAUAUUGAUAUAACAAAUGUAUUUACAAAUUUAAAUGAUCAACAAGUUGCAUAUAUCAUUGAUAGUCAUAGACCAUACUCUAUCAAUAAUAUUACCAAUGAAUCAUCUGUACUCAUCAUUGAUGAUGGUACUUAUAUUGAACAAGAUGAAUUACAACAAUUAUCUGAUGAUAGUGAAGAAGAGGAAGAGGAAUUAGAGGAAGAAGAAGCUGAAGAAGAUGUUGUUGAAGAUGAAGCAGAAGAAGCUGAAGAAGCAGAAGAAGCAGAAGAAGCAGAAGAAGCUGAGUUUGAUCCAGAAAAUGAAGAUAAUCCAGAAAAUGAUGAAGAUGAUGGUGGUAGUGAAAAUAUUGAUGAAAAUGAAAGAAAGAGUAAAAAAAAGAAUAAAAAAGAUAAAAAAAGUAAAAGAAAACAUAGAAAGAAAAAGAAGAAAAAGAGUGAAAAACUUGAAAAAACUUAUUAUGGAAAGAGUGCAGCAGUUUCAAUGUAUUCAUUAAGUACAUUUUUAAAUAAACAAAAUUUAGAUGAUCUAUUAUGGUAUGCAGUAUUGGGUUUAACAGAUCAAUUCAUUCAUGAAAAGAUUACAUUAGACUCUUAUGAACAACAAUAUAAAAAUUUUAAAGAAUUAAUUUUAAAUAAUUAUCCAACCGAUGGCGAUGAUGACCAAGAAGAAAGAUAUAGGCCAGGUAAUGACGAGGAUGAUUAUGACGAAAAUGGGGAUUUAAAGAGACAUCCAUCGUCAAUGUUCUUGCAUGGCGAUAAGAUUAUACCAAGUGACGAUUUCAGAUUCAUGCUUUACAGACAUUGGAAUCUUUACGAAUCAUUAUUCAACUCGCGUUAUGUUGCAUGCAAACUCAGGGUCUGGAAAGCCAAAGGCAGGUUCCAGCUCGAGUCGUUAUUCGCAAUGAUGGGCAUACCGUUGGACCAGGUGAAGCAAAAGUACAACUCGAUGAAUGUCCAUUACAAGAAACAGUUGAAACAACUACUCGCUAUCAACGGCCCAAAGUUUGGUUUGGUGAAUUUAUAUUUCAAUAGUUUUCUUAAAAAGUAUUCAAACAAUUCAGAAAUAUCAGCGUCAGAUACAGUUUAUGCAGUGACCGCGUUAAUGGAGUCUGAUAAUUUAGAAUCGGAUCAAUCGGAUCAAGACAUUUGGGAACAAAAUUUUUGGGAAGCUUAUGACUCAAUCUCAAAUAAAAAUAUUGAUCUAUUAAAGAUUGGUUUAAAACAAUCGAUUCAAUUACAAAAGGAAAUCACUCGUCAAGUAACUUCAAUGAUUGAAAAACGUAGUGUUAUCUUGUCUGGUCCAUUCAGAUAUGCAUUCAUCACAGAAUCUUCAGAUUUAAAAUAUUUCAUUCAUCCAUUGGCACUAACUAAAUUAGGUUUAUUCAUGAUGGAUGCUUUCAUUUCAAUGGGUAAAGCUAAAAGACCUUUCUUAAUUGGUGCUUUAAAUGAAAAUAAAAAUUCUUAUUUAAUUGUUGGUAUUUCUGGUUCACAUAGUACUGAUAUUCAAUCAAAUACAUUUGGUGAAUAUUUUAGAAAAUCAGCUGAAUAUACAGAUGCAACAUUUAAAUAUCAAUCAUUUGAUACAUCAAUUGUUGAAGUUUCAAAAACAGAUUUACAUAAAUUUGUAGAACAUCUUCAUGGUACAAUGCAAACAACUCAAAUUUCUAAAUAA
Molecule: messenger RNA, 1935 nt
Organism: Dictyostelium discoideum AX4
Lineage: Eukaryota; Evosea; Eumycetozoa; Dictyosteliales; Dictyosteliaceae
Gene: cdc45
Product: cell division cycle protein 45
Exons: 3
Coding region: 1-1935 (644 amino acids)
Biological process (GO): DNA replication initiation
Cellular component (GO): nucleus
Source: RefSeq, a predicted model, not a curated record